Messenger RNA from Effrenium voratum, 834 nucleotides. Lineage: Eukaryota; Dinophyceae; Suessiales; Symbiodiniaceae. The record is from the annotation of a GenBank genome assembly.
CUUGUCUCUUGCUUAGCUGGCGGGGCCGCAACUCGAUUUCCCACGGAGCGAACUUGUCGCCAUGUGGGGCUGCGGCCUCUCGUGCCAGGUGGAGGUGCUGAAUGCCGCCACGAUGAUUCCCCCUGUCUUCAGCGCGCUGGCGGGGUGCUGGCUGGAGCACAAGGCUUGGUGGCGAUCCAACUCCACGGUGGCGCUGCUGGCGGGCUGGCUGGGCAUGAUCCCCUUCAGCGCCGCCUCCCACCUCUACUGCGCGCUGCACGGCCACUACCAUCCCAUGCUGCUGCGCCUGGACCAGACGGGCAUCUCCCUGGCGAGCAUUUGCGCCGCCUGGGCACUGUCCAAGUCCUGCGGCUUCAGCUGCCUGGUGGCCUUGUUAAGCCUCAGCAUGGACGCUUUGAUGUUCUUCGGCCCGGAGCAUUUGCGAGAUCACGUGGAGUGGCGAACUACCGCACUGGCAGGUAUCGUGCUCCUCUAUUUGAGCCCGAUGGUUUGGAAGAGGGACACGGUGGAUCAAAGCAUCUUGCCCAUCCUUUCCUGCUUUGUGGCGGGUGCUGCGCUUGCGCUCCUGGCGCCUUUGGGCCCCUACAGCCAUCCCGUCUUCCACUUGCUGCUGAUCCCCUACAGCUUCUACGUGUCAAAAUCUGCCAGCGUGUACGAGAGCUCCUUGGAACUGCGGGCUAUGAGCCCCGAGUUCUCUUUGGAGGAUGGCAGCGACACAGAUGAUGGGUCCGUGCUGAAGGAGGUUUUCCUUGCUGGGGACAUUGGAAGCUGGCUGACAUAUUCCAAGGCACCGUAAUUUCCGGCAGAAUUGGUGAUUGUUAGUUUCCCUUGAUG